AUGCCUCCCAUAAACAUGACAGUCGAGCAACUUCUCGGCAUCGAGGAUGCUUUGGUUUCCGACGAACAUCCCGCGCGUGAUGACGGCACCUUCGACUAUGAGCGCUGCGCCAGACUACAUAAUUACCUGGUUGCAUAUGGCUGGAUGGCCCGCCACGGACGGGAUACGCCUGACCUCACAGCGCUAGCUGAAGAGAAACGGUUCUUCAGCGAUGAGCGGAACCCAGAUCGAGAUAUAGGCCGUGAGCUCCUAGAUCCGUCGCUGAACGCUUGGCUUGAUAUGAUCUACGAUUGUACCCAGGAGCUCUUCUUCUGGGUUGUUGGACUUUCAAUGUUAUCCUGCGACGAGAGUUUUUGCUACGAAGAAAAUGAUCUUGAAGAUGAAGGGAAGGCGCGAUUUAUCGUAAUCUAUAAUACAACGCCUGAUGUGUACUCGCACUGUCUCGGGGUUGUCUACGACCAGCAGCUCCAUAGGGCCUCGUUCCCCUUAACCAUCGGAUCCUCUGAAAAUGUCGAGCCUAUCGACGAACAUGAGGAGAUGUGGUUUCCACUAGAGACUCUUCUAACGCACUGGAUCUUUUUGAUUCGUCUUGGCAAGGUAGUUGUCGGGCUCUCAGCGUGCGGCUCUCAGCACCGAGCCCAGGAGGGGUUAUGGUCGUGGCUUCCUUACUGCGAUGCCCAGGUUGAUAAUACUGUUGCUGCAAUCGAGCGCUAUCUAGUCGCGGUCGAGUCCCGUAUGCCCGCUGACUCACUUCUCCCUAUCACUGGGGCUCUCUUCUCAGAUGCAGAACUAGAUACGGCAUCUGUACCGCAGGAAUGCUUUAUUCGCCUGGUCCUGACACGGAUAAAGUCCCCGCGUUUCAAACUUAUUGCACCUGGACUGGAAGUUCCGCACGAUAAGGAAGCAUUCGCGAGGCGCCAAAACUUCACUCGUAUACCUUACCACGAGGGAACUAUGCCAGCAGUGUUGAUUUUUGCAGCAUCAGGACGAACUGUGGACUUUAACAUGGAAUUACAAAGUCUGUUCUUCGAGUGUCAUUAUAAUGAAGAUCUGACUUUGAGCAUGGGUACUCCAAUAUUUGCAGGAUUAUAUAGCGAGCCUGCAGUUCGGAGUAGGUUUGAGCCCGAGGAGGCAGGAUUCCGCCUUUUACUUCCGUUUGCGCUACGGCCUGAUUUCCGUGAUGAGUAUGGGGCGCGAGUAAGUGACGGUCAAUUAGUUAGAACAGGCUCGUUCACAGAACUUUUUCAACACGGCUGCCAUCAUCCAUUUGGAGGUGAGCACCGCGCGCAGAGGAUGGAAAGACUAUUCGACCAUUGGACCGAACUGAUCGAAAGUGGUGUAUGGACAGUAGGUGAAGAUGGUGUAGAAGGAGGCAUUGAGACAUUCCGUGAUGCAGACAGUGGCAAUGGUGCCUGGAGAAAUUACUGGAUUCCACCAGAUUGGUAG
This is a messenger RNA of Penicillium subrubescens, 1446 nucleotides long. RefSeq lists its product as uncharacterized. Lineage: Eukaryota; Fungi; Ascomycota; Eurotiomycetes; Eurotiales; Aspergillaceae. The record is from RefSeq and is a predicted model, not a curated record. The transcript has a single exon. The coding region runs from base 1 to 1446 and encodes 481 amino acids.